CAACAUUUUGCAAGUAUUUUUGCUGGUUGUUUCUUGAAGAUUGUUCCAUGUCAAUGUACUUUUUCAUGCAACUUUUGAAGAAAAUGUUUGCAGAGACUGUUUAUUUUUGUCUGUGUGUCGUGGUCUCUAACGGCGUGUUUGGUGUUGAUGCAGAUGAAGUGAAGUCAGUGUCAGUGAUGGAGGGAGAUUCUGUCACACUUCACACGGAUCUUACUCACAUUCAGAGAUAUGAUAAGAUAGAGUGGAUAGAUGAAUCUCAAAGGGCUCUUAUGGCUCAAAUCUUUACACAAGCCAUAUCUAUAUGUGAUGGUUAUGAUGAGAGAUUCAAAGUCAAACUAAAGCUGGAAAAUCAGACCGGAUCUCUCACCAUCACAAACAUCAGCAUCAUUCAGUCUGGGCUUUAUAAACUUAAGAUCUGUAACAAUAAAACUUCAUACAGGAGGUUCAACGUUACUGUCUAUGCUCGUCUGCCCGUUCCUUUCAUCACAAGUGACUUUCUAAACUGUUCAUCUGCAGAACAAUCUUCAAACUGUUCUUUUCUGUGUUCAGUGACGAAUGUGACACAUGUGAGUCUCUCCUGGUAUAAAGGAAACAGUUUAUUGUCCAGCAUGAGUGUGUCUGAUCUCAACAUCAGACUCUCUCUACCUCUGGAGGUGGAAUCUCAGGAUACAAACACAUACAGAUGUGUGGUCAACAAUCCCAUCACAAACCAAACACAACAUCUAACCAACGUCUGUAAGUGUUCAGAACACCAAAUUGCAACGAUAGUCGCUGCUGUUGUGGUCACUACUUUGUGUCUGCUGGGGAUCAUAGGUGUCAUUCACCACCGCAAAAGAUUGCUCGGCUACAAUCUCACCAUUCAGAAAAAACUGCCGACACAAGCCAUCAUUGUCAACUGGAGAUGA
Messenger RNA from Triplophysa dalaica, 905 nucleotides. RefSeq lists its product as uncharacterized. The record is from RefSeq and is a predicted model, not a curated record. The coding region runs from base 48 to 905 and encodes 285 amino acids. Lineage: Eukaryota; Metazoa; Chordata; Actinopteri; Cypriniformes; Nemacheilidae. The transcript has 5 exons.